Molecule: messenger RNA, 1272 nt
Organism: Capsella rubella
Lineage: Eukaryota; Viridiplantae; Streptophyta; Magnoliopsida; Brassicales; Brassicaceae
Product: sodium/proton antiporter 2
Exons: 8
Coding region: 7-1272 (421 amino acids)
Biological process (GO): sodium ion transport; transmembrane transport
Cellular component (GO): membrane
Molecular function (GO): antiporter activity
Source: RefSeq, a predicted model, not a curated record
AUUGUUAUGGGAUUAUUGUUUGGAAUAGGAUAUGUUUUGAUCAUCUUCGAGGAGUCUUUGUCUUUCAAUAAAAGCGGUAUAGCACUUUUGAUGGCUGUGAGUUUGUGGGUUGUGCGAAGCAUAGGGGCUUCUCUAGAAGUUGUGGUUUUAGAGCUUCAAAACGCAACAAGUGAAGUUAGUCAAAUAGUGUUCUAUUUGCUCGGUGCAAUGACCAUUGUUGAGAUAAUUGAUGCUCAUCAAGGAUUCAAGCUAGUUACAGAUCGUCUAACAUCUAGGAAACCGAAGAUACUUUUAUGGAUGAUUGGUUUUGCUACCUUUUUCCUUAGCUCGGUUCUUGACAACCUAACAACUACUAUUGUUAUGGUUUCUCUACUGAGAAGAUUGGUUCCUCCAUCUGAAUACCGCAAACUUUUAGGAGCAGUUGUGGUUAUAGCAGCAAAUGCAGGAGGAGCUUGGACUCCUAUUGGUGAUGUUACUACAACUAUGCUAUGGAUACAUGGUCAUAUAUCAACAUUUUCGACUAUAAAGAACCUCUUUUUACCUUCAUCGGUUUCUCUCGUUGUUCCACUGGGUUUCAUGUCUUUGACCAGUGAGGUAAAUGAAAUGGAACUAAAGACUCCUCCUACUCCAUUAUUAGAUUAUUAUGAUCAGAUUGCUCCAAGAGGAAAACUUGUAUUUGGAGUUGGUCUUGGAGCUUUGCUUUUUGUCCCACUGUUUAGGUCAUUAACCGGAUUGCCUCCUUACAUGGGCAUCUUGUUGGGUCUUGGAGUUAUUUGGAUUUUGACAGAUGUGAUCCAUUACGAUGACUUAGAGAGACAACACCUCAAACUUCCACAUGCUUUGUCUCGGAUUGAUUCACAAGGAGCUUUCUUUUUCCUAGGAAUUUUGUUAUCUAUGAGCAGUCUUGAAGCGGUUGGGAUUCUCAGAGAGAUAGCAAACUAUCUUAAUGCACAUAUAUCUAGUGUUGAAUUGAUUGCCAGUAUUAUUGGUGUGGUAUCAGCCAUCAUAGAUAAUGUCCCAUUGGUUGCAGCAACUAUGGGGAUGUAUAGUCUAUCAGCCUUCCCUCAAGAUUCUGAGUUUUGGCAGCUCAUUUCAUUUUGCGCUGGAACGGGAGGUUCCAUGCUUAUUACUGGAUCUGCUGCUGGAGUAGCCUUCAUGGGUAUGGAGAAAGUUGAUUUCUUUUGGUACUUCCGUAAGGUGACUGUUUAUGCUUUUGUUGGUUUUGGUUCUGGUAUCGCGACUUACCUGGCGGUUCGUAGUCUGUCUCUUUAA